AUGAGCAGUAGUGAAGAUAAUCCCCAGAAGGAAACACCCACGGAGGAGCAGUCGACAACGGACGGCAAGGAUGCGUUCGGUUAUUCAAGUAAUCGAAUGGCCGUCGACGGUAUGCCUGUUACAUCACUCACAGAGUCGCAGGCCGCUCAGCAAGCCACCCAAAAUGGAGCAUAUGCCCAGUUCAUGAAACCAAAGUUUGCGCGCGCCCCAAUCAAGGAAGCUGGCCGGGUUGCUUACCUCGGCGAGUCCUCGAAUCUUUCACUCCUGGUGCAGGACCGCCAUGGAACGACAGACGUUGUACACUAUCCCCUCCCGCCCAAUGUUCGCGGCUCUCGUGCUAGAUUGGCGGAUCUGGAUAACCUGGAACUGGAUAUCCUUCAUCAGCGUGGCGCCUUUCUUCUGCCGCCAAAGCCUCUUUGUGAUGAACUAGUCGAUGCCUACUUCAAAUGGGUCGCCCCCGUAGUACCCAUUGUUAAUCGCAGCCGUUUCAUGCGACACUAUCGCGACCCCAAGAACCCACCUUCCUUACUGCUCCUUCAGGCUAUUCUUCUCGCUGGCUCCAGGGUGUGUACAAACCCUCAGCUGAUGGAUGCCAAUGGUUCAACAACCCCAGCAGCCAUGACCUUUUACAAGCGGGCAAAAGCACUCUACGACGCUAAUUAUGAAGAUGACCGUGUCACGAUUGUUCAGGCCUUGGUACUCCUGGGCUGGUACUGGGAGGGCCCGGAGGACGUUACUAAAAACGUCUUUUACUGGACAAGAGUGGCUAUGGUUGUAGCACAAGGGUCGGGUAUGCAUCGAAGCGUUGAAUCGUCCCAACUGAGCAAGCCGGAUAAAAGACUUUGGAAGCGAAUUUGGUGGACUCUCUUUACAAGGGACCGAUCCGUAGCAGUGGCCUUGGGGCGCCCUAUCGGUAUCAAUACAGAUGACUCGGACGUUGGAAUGUUAACCGAGGACGAUUUUAUCGAAGACGAGGUUGAUAUAGCAGCUGAGCAUCCGCCGGACCCCGUGCAUGUACAGUUCUUCCUGCAAUAUGUGAAGCUCUGCGAGAUCAUGGGUUUGGUACUUGCGCAGCAGUACUCUGUGGCUUCGAAGUCGAGACGCAUGAAUGCUAUGGAUCUGACACAUUCGGAUAUGGCGUUGGCAGAUUGGCUCCAGAAUUGCCCCAAAGAGGUGUGCUGGCAACGGCAGAAUCAUCACUUCUGGGCCGCCCUGCUUCAUGCGAACUACUACACUACCCUUUGUCUUUUGCAUCGGGCGCACAUGCCUCCAGCUUCUUCUGCCCCAAAUAGCUACCGCGUAGAAGAGAUGGCCUACCCCUCGCGCACAAUCGCAUUCCAGGCCGCUGGAAUGAUCACUUCUAUCGUGGAAAAUUUGCAGACACAUCAGGAGAUUCGAUAUACGCCAGCCUUCAUCGUCUACAGUUUGUUCUCGGCCCUGAUCAUGCACGUGUAUCAGAUGCGGUCAUCUGUGCCAACAGUUGUGGCAACAUGCCAGGAGAGGAUCAAUAUAUGCAUGCAGGCUCUGAAAGAUGUCUCCAAAGUCUGGCUUGUGGCCAAGAUGGUCCGUACUCUGUUUGAAUCCAUUCUGGGAAAUAAAGUUCUUGAGGAGCGUCUCCAGAAAGCUGCAGGGAAAAGGCAUCAAAGGAUAAGACAUGACCCGGCUCAACAUCAGCCCACAAGGAAACCUGACCCGCCAAAGCGUAAAUUUGACGAUAUGGACCUCGGUUUGCCAAACGGCGGUCCCACACCACCAGUCUCAUAUGAGCGCUCGCGGCCUCAGACGCCUGCAGUGACUCCCUCAAGGGAAAUGGGACAGCCUGGAUUGAACGUUCCCCAAGGCUCUCCUACUGGUCCUCCAGCGGGCAACUCUCGAGGUAAUACGCGGCCGACAACUCCAUUCAACGCUCAAUUUUCCCUUCCUGCAACGCCGCCCGACCUGUUCCUGGUUACGCGUACUUCACCCAACCUUUCGCCUUCGCUUUGGGAAAACUUCCAGCCCGACCAGCUGUUCCCUGAUGGCACUGCUAUCUUCCCUGAGUUGACUUCCCCGCAGCACAAUGCUGUCGAUCCACAAUUGCAGAUGCCGUCUCAGCUACAGACGCAAGGCAUGGAUCAGCGACAUAUGAUGCCUCAUCAGAUGUCCUCCCGAGGUCUUCCCGGAACACAGGGAAGCCCGGAGCUCAUUUCGAACAUGCCUCCCGGGAUGGGUAUGCAAGGUCAGCAGCCGCCACAGGUGUUCGGAAUGGAGAAUCAGCAGCCUUGGCCAAUGGCCGGGUUAGAAGCAGCCCUACAUACCGGGGUGGAGGCUGCUAGCCAGGAUGACACCUGGAGUAAUAGCUCCCGGAGUGGGCCAACAGCACCGACGACUUUGAACGUGGAAGAUUGGUUCCAAUUUUUCGGCAUUAAUGGUAGUUUCGGCGACCUGUCAACUUGA
Messenger RNA from Aspergillus bombycis, 2436 nucleotides. RefSeq names its product CeGAL family transcription factor (gene farA). Gene Ontology annotation, molecular function: zinc ion binding; DNA binding. The record is from RefSeq and is a predicted model, not a curated record. Lineage: Eukaryota; Fungi; Ascomycota; Eurotiomycetes; Eurotiales; Aspergillaceae. Gene Ontology annotation, biological process: DNA-templated transcription. The transcript is spliced from 5 exons. The coding region runs from base 1 to 2436 and encodes 811 amino acids.